GCGGCGCGGCGCGUGGCGGCGGAGCCCCAGUCCACUGCCGCAGCCCACGACGCCGCGACGCCGGCCGGCGCUCUCUCUCCAGCCCCGCGUAAACAAACACACAUUAUCUCCCGCAAUAGAUAAUACCGAUACAACGCGCUAUCACUCCGCGAUAACUCCACAGUGUGAUAACAGAUAAGGAACCGACUGGACGGCCGUGUUUCUUGGUGCGCCCGUGUAUUAUGUAAAAUCUGGUGAAAUAUCAAUACAAUAGUGUCGUGACCAUGGCCGCAGCGACGGGGCCCAGGAAGUCGGUGUCGAUCUACGACUACCCGGAGCACCUGAACCCCUUCCACGACGACGACCACCACAACAAGAUCCGCUUCUGGACGCUCGGCAAGAGCAGGCUGCAGCGCAGCAACAGCAUCACCUUCCAGGGCAUCAAGGACCUCAAGAACUCAUGGGCCUUCAGAUCGUUUAUGAGGAAAGGGAAAAAAGCACCAGCACAGGAGAAGAAGACAGCACCAGCUAAUGGAGACCCCAGCCCGAUACUCUACAGGAGAGCUCUACAAUACUCAUCCACGAGCCCGGCGGCGCGCCCUACGCUGGGCUCGCCGGAGCGGCCGGACCGCUACCAGUACGGGGGCUCCGUGACGCCGCUGCCUCGCUCGCGCUUCCAGGAGCGCCUGCGCAGCACCAGCAACUAUGAUGUUAAUUCUAUCGGCGGCGCGACGCCCCGGCUGGCGCGCAGCGAGGUGUCGGGCUCGCGGCUUAGCGUGGAGAGCACCAACCCCUUCGACGAGGAGCCGCCGGUGCGCGCGCCACGACGCAAGAAGAAGCGCGCGCCACUGCCGCCCGGCGCUGCUGAUGUCUCGGUAUGCAGCGUCGAAUCUACAAGCACCCAGCUGAACGAGUCAAAGAUUGACGAGGCUGAAGUAGACGUGCCCCUUAAUAUUGAACUUAAAAUCGUUGAAGACGAAGAAGCACCCAAAAGUCCUGUUACAUCAACUAUAACUGAGGAACGAACCAAAGAGGUCGCUGAAGCCAUCCCCGACCCUGAUACGAGUCAAACACAUCACACAGUUGAGUCACUACACACAAACAAGCUGGAAAUAGUAGAAGUAGAAAAUGACAAAGAUGACCCUGCCGAAAAAGAGGAUGAAAGUUCAGGCAUCGUUGAGGAAAAAGACGAAGCACAUUAUAUCAAAGUAAAAGAUAAUAGGCUACAAAUUGUUGAAGUUGUCGACGAAGAUGAUUCAGAUGUUGACAUUUUAAGCGGUGCGUCAUUCCCUAAAGUGGAUAUUACUAAAUACAGAAGAAACUCGAGCGUUAACGAAGACGAUAUAAAACUCCGGCGAGGUAACAUCGAAGAUUAUGUGGCAACAAAUAAAAGGAGCAAAAGUCUCAACAACGGAUUGAAUUCUGGCUUCGUCACGUUCGAUAUAAACCUUAACGAAAACAUAAAAGCUGACAAAGAUGCAAACGACAAUGAGACGCCACAAAAGGUAGUUUGCAAAAUGUACGUGGAACCGUCUCGAAAGCUGAGCCUCGAUAAUUCUAUUUCGAGUACAGAAAAAGAGUUUAUCGAGAUUGACAGAGCUACGAGAGAGUUGGAGAGAGAAAUUAGUAAACUGAACACGGCUUUGAUCGAAGACGACGACCUAGACGUGGUGGGCGCGCGCCUCUCCGUGUCUGAAAUAAAACGCAAGUUUGACAACAACAACUCUGCUACACCAAAUCCUAUUCCAAAGCCAAGAAGAAGUAAUCACGGUUCUAGUUCCCCCCUUAAUGGGACAUAUUGAGUCUAGGAUUCAAGUACAAACAUAAUAUAACUUACAAUACUAAUAAUGUACGACAGAGAAGUAGGUAUGUUCCUUGUGUACGACUGUAGUCAUUUCAACUUUAGAAUAGCUUCACCUAUUUGCACUGGUAUCCAAAUAAAAUUUCACUGUUAGUGUGAU
Molecule: messenger RNA, 1940 nt
Organism: Plutella xylostella (diamondback moth)
Lineage: Eukaryota; Metazoa; Arthropoda; Insecta; Lepidoptera; Plutellidae
Source: RefSeq, a predicted model, not a curated record